CUUGAAAGCGCUCGGAAGAUGUCACGAGUCUUGGAUAAGGUUGAAACUUACUUUAAACUGAACCGAUUUUUUCUGUACUCGAUUGGCCUUUGGCCUUAUCAAACGCCUUGGGAAAGUCGAUUGGGUUUGAUCGUUCUGUUUGCCUUUACGUCAAGUUUGUUCUCCAUGCAGUUUAUAGGUUUAGUCGAGGUGAGAAACAACAUGGACGAUGUUAUAGAAUGCCUCUCCCCUCUCGGUGUUGCAAUAUUGUGCGGUAUAAAAGUGGUCAAUGCAGUUGCAAAUAGCGAUAAGAUGAAACACUUGCUGACGAAGAUCCAGAAAGACUGGGACGUAACCGGUAUUUCUGACCCGGAAAAGACGAUCAUGAAAAAAUACGCCGAAGAAGGUGUCAAGUUUACGAAGUUGUACGCAUACGUCAUGUAUACCGGCAUGUCUUUCUUCAUAUUACCGCCAAUUUUAUCGAACUUGCAACUAGCGAAUUCGUCGGAUAAUAAGACCUCAACGCGUAGACGACUGCCUUACAUAGCGUCGGAUUACAUCGACACGGAGAAGUACUUUUACUUGAUGACGAUCCACGCCUACGUCGCCACAGUUUUCUUUGUGACAAUAAUUAUCGGCGUUGACUCGACGUUCACCGUUUAUCAGCAGCAUGGUUGUGCCAAAUUUGCGAUAUUGAGGUAUCGAUUAAGGCAUAUAAUCGAGCCGGGAAAUCUUGACGUUGAUUUGAAUCCUCCGGAAAUCGAUGAUUUUGUAUACAAGAGGACUAAACUAUGCGCCUAUCUUCACAAGGAAGCUAUAAGGUACGCAGGUGAGAUCGAGUCAGCCUACUCGACAGCCCAAUUGUUUCAAGUCGGUACCUGCUGUCUGCUUAUGAGUAUCACCGGCCUACACGCGGUGACGAAACUGGCAAAGCCCGAGGAACUGGUGAGAUACUUCGCAGUGAUAUUGUUGUUAAUGCUACAUCUGUUAUCGUACAGUUGGCCGUCUCAAGAGCUGAUGGACCAGAGCUUAAGCGUCCACAGAGCUACCUAUGAAACCGAAUGGUAUCGCGUUUCCAUGCGCACCCGAAAGCUGCUGCUUCAGAUAAUGACGAAGAGUCUUAAAGUGUGCGAAAUCACUGCGGGAAAGUUUUGUCUCAUGUCGAUGGAAAACUUCUGCAGUAUUCUGAGCAACUCUAUGUCGUACUUUACUCUACUCUCAUCGAUGCACGAAUAGUCGGAUCAAACGAACCAUGAAACCGUCGUCUCACAACACCAUAAAUAUUGUCAAAUAAAAAUUGUAGUCCU
Molecule: messenger RNA, 1286 nt
Organism: Diprion similis
Lineage: Eukaryota; Metazoa; Arthropoda; Insecta; Hymenoptera; Diprionidae
Product: odorant receptor 13a-like
Exons: 9
Coding region: 19-1215 (398 amino acids)
Biological process (GO): sensory perception of smell; detection of chemical stimulus involved in sensory perception of smell
Cellular component (GO): plasma membrane
Molecular function (GO): odorant binding; olfactory receptor activity
Source: RefSeq, a predicted model, not a curated record